Lactuca sativa (garden lettuce) is the source of this 1488-nucleotide messenger RNA. RefSeq lists its product as uncharacterized. The record is from RefSeq and is a predicted model, not a curated record. Lineage: Eukaryota; Viridiplantae; Streptophyta; Magnoliopsida; Asterales; Asteraceae.
ACCAAAUAACACAUGCAAAUAAAUUUCUUGCGAUUUCGAUCGCUCUGAAAGUGUAAACGCACACUCAAAACAAUAAACGCAGCUAAUUUCGCGUAACAUUCAUAGUCACUGGCCGGAAACUCGCAUUCUAAUCACCGAUUUAAGAGAGGCUAGUAGAGAAAUUGGCAGGAGAUUACUUGGAUACCUUUUAUUGAUAUAUAGGGCAAACAACUUUGGCAUGAAAAGGGAUACAUGAAAAAGAGUCGUCUAUGAGGAAAUUUAGAUCAUGGAGGAAUCUUUUAAAGAAAAAACAAAAUGAAUGGGGAGUUUGUCGAUCCAAGAACAAAACAUUCAUGGUAUUUGUCUGUACAAUAUUGUUGUAUAUUGCAUACAGAACUACAAAGUUUCAGCUUUCACAGACAAAGUUAGCUUUCACGGGAUUAAAGGGUCUACCUUAUGGCAUUAUUGAACCUAAAUCUGACUUGGAAUUAAAGCGCAUAUGGGCAUCAAGUAGUUCUAAAUUAAAGGCUAAUGUUUCCAUUCCUCAUAACUUGUUGGCAAUGCCAGUGGGAUUGAAAAUGAAGCAUAAUGUUAAUACAGUUGUUCGAAAGUUUCUUCAUGAGAAUUUUACAAUUAUUUUGUUCCAUUAUGAUGGGCAUAUGGAUGGAUGGUGGGAUCUCAAGUGGAGUAAGAAAGCUGUUCAUAUUGUAGCUGUGAACCAAACAAAAUGGUGGUUUGCAAAAAGGUUUCUGCAUCCAGCUGCUGUUUCUGUUUAUGAUUAUGUAUUUCUAUGGGAUGAAGAUCUUGGAGUGCAACAUUUUAACCCCAGAAGAUACUUGGAUAUUGUUAAAGCAGCAGGACUGGAGAUAUCUCAACCAGCUUUAGAUCCAAAAUCAUCAGACAUACAUCAUAGGAUCACAUUACGGAAAAGAAGACAUAUAUUCCACAGAAGGGUUAUAGAUCCUAAAGGUAGUGUGAAAUGUACAAGUGAUAGUGAGGGCCCACCAUGUACUGGAUUUGUUGAAGGAAUGGCUCCAGUGUUUUCCAGAACUGCAUGGCAUUGUGCUUGGCAUCUUAUACAGAAUGACCUGGUUCAUGGAUGGGGAAUGGAUAUGAAACUUGGGUAUUGUGCACAAGGGUUGAAAAAUGUUGGAAUUGUUGAUAGUGAAUAUAUUUUGCAUCAGGGAAUACCCACAUUAGGUGGGCCUGCUGCUAAAAAGGGUUCGAAUGAUGUUAAUUUGGCAAAGAAGCACCAUGGUUUUGAUAUGCGUACUGAGAUAAGGAGGCAAUCGACAUUAGAGCUGGAUGUAUUCAAGCAACGAUGGGAAAAGGCAAUCAAAGAGGACAAGGAUUGGGUUGAUACUUUUUUCAAACACAAACAAAAACAACAAGCACCACCCCCAACCAUUCACUCAUGAUUUUUUCAUCAUAAUGUAAUUUCAACUUUUAGGUAUUUACACUUUUUUUAUUGCUUUUAAACAUCAUAUGGCUUCUAAUAUUAGUUUCUUU